AUGAGCUUGGGUGUUCCAUCCACAGUGGUAUGUAUAACAACUUGUUAUCACUAGAUUUUAUGUUAACAUAAUGUGAAAAUGUUUCUUCUUACUUUAAUUGGUUCAGAAAUCCGAAACUGGACGAGUUAAAGUGGCUCUGGCACCCGAUAGAAGUCUUAUGGCAUGGGUAAGGUUAUCAGAAAGCGAAGAUUUGGCUAGCCAAAAGUUGAUGUCAGUUGAUGAUGAGGAACUAAAACAACAUAAUCGAAUAGAAGAUUGUUGGAUAGUGCUGUUUGGAAUGGUAGGUUUAUUUUAUUAUACGUUUUUUUGUAGUUUUAGGUCUGAAUCAAUGGUUUAUGCAUUUGUUUAUUUGGUUAUUCAGCAAAUUACUUGAAAUUAUAUUGAUUUAGAUGCACUUUUUUAUUUUGAAGUAGUAGUGCAGUAUUGUGCUAUUUUAAGUGUAUUCAGUUAUAAGAAGCCAAUUAAAGUAUAAGUUUGACAUUUAGGUAUACGACGUUACGAGGUAUCUAGAGUUCCAUCCAGGUGGAGUAGACGAGAUCAUGCAGGUAGCAGGAGGAGAUGGCACGAGGUUAUUUCAAGAAGAACAUGGAUGGGUUAACUAUCAGAACAUGCUCAAGAGUUGUAUAGUGGGGCCUUAUCGGAAAAGUGAGAUGUUUUAAUAUUUUUGCAUUUUUAGGUAACAAAAUUGUUAAAAAUAGAGCUAAACGGUGCCUGUGACGGUUUUUAAAAGUUUUGAUUAUUUUUUCUUUAAAAAAGGGUAAUGUUAAUAAUGUAUAACCUAAUAUAAAUCUCUGUGGUUUCAGGUAGCUAA
Molecule: messenger RNA, 811 nt
Organism: Bursaphelenchus okinawaensis
Lineage: Eukaryota; Metazoa; Nematoda; Chromadorea; Rhabditida; Aphelenchoididae
Source: the annotation of a GenBank genome assembly